AUGAAUUCCAAAAUCCUCAGCAUUGUCGUAUUUUGUCUAUUGAUAAUUAAUAUCUCAUUUACGUCGGGCGAUAUUGAACACGAAGAGCAUUCACAUGAUCAUUCGUCGCACGAUCAUGAUUCGCAUCGUAAACUUUUUACCGGAGAAGAUUCAGAUGAUACACCGGCCGAACAAAAAGAAAAAUUACGUUCAAUUGUCUCGAAAAUUGAUUCAAAUAAUGAUCAACAAGUUUCAAAAGAUGAAAUGAGAAAAUAUGUCGAAGAAAAAAUUCGAGAUCAACAAAAACGAGAAUUUCAAGAUUUGGUAUCAAUUUUAGAUCCUAAUAAUGAAGAAAAAGUUACAUUUAGCGCGUAUAUUCGUGAUAAUUAUGGUGAUGCUGAUAUGAGCGAAUUAGAACAAACGGAUAAUACAGACUUAAGAUUAAGAGAAACAAGACGAACAUACAUGGCUGAUAAAGAAAAAUGGCAAUUGCUUGAUAAAGAUGGUGAUAAAUCUUUGACAUAUGAUGAAUUUUAUAAAUUUACUCGACCAGAAGAUAAUGAUGAUUUACGCCGUGUUGAAAUAAAUAGUAUGAUUAAAGAAUAUGAUACAGAUAAUGAUGGUCAAAUUUCAAGUGAAGAAUAUAAAAAAAUGACUGAAGCUGAAACAGGACAAGCUGAUGUAUUAUCAGAUGAAUUAGACAAGAAUCGAGAUGGUUUUGCUGAAUAUGAAGAAUUUGCCCGAUAUUAUUUACCAACAUCGAGUAUGACAAUGGAUGAAGAAGCCAAUCAUUUAAUGGAAGAAUGUGAUAAAGAUAAAAAUGGUCAUUGUUCGGCUGAUGAAAUUGUCAAUGCUUAUUCAACAUUUUCCGGUAGUCAAGUGACCGAUUUUGGUGCCGAUCUCGAAGAAGGCCAUACGGAAUUAUAA
Messenger RNA from Didymodactylos carnosus, 906 nucleotides. The record is from the annotation of a GenBank genome assembly. Lineage: Eukaryota; Metazoa; Rotifera; Eurotatoria; Philodinida; Philodinidae.